This is a messenger RNA of Megalops cyprinoides (Indo-Pacific tarpon), 3984 nucleotides long. Its product is annotated as papilin-like. Bases 227 to 3895 code for a protein of 1222 amino acids. The transcript is spliced from 28 exons. Gene Ontology annotation, molecular function: metalloendopeptidase activity; serine-type endopeptidase inhibitor activity. Lineage: Eukaryota; Metazoa; Chordata; Actinopteri; Elopiformes; Megalopidae. Gene Ontology annotation, biological process: extracellular matrix organization. The record is from RefSeq and is a predicted model, not a curated record. Gene Ontology annotation, cellular component: extracellular matrix.
AGGAAAAGGUUCAGCUGAGUAACCUCACUGGCCUGGCAGAGCGUGAUGUAAAUUAUCGAGGAGAUCACCAGUCGAAGGAGUUAAGAGUAACUUGAUGCUUUUUCACUGCCAGAACUUCAGAGCUAGCUGCUAGCGCGACCCAUGAAUAAGCAUUGCAAGGACUGGAGUAGCUGUUAGGACUCACCAGGUGCUCAGAGUGAACAGGACGACCGCGUAACGGGCAAACAUGAAGAUCCUGCUGAUUCUGGCUGUUGUACAGCUUCUCCCUGCUCCAGCACACCUUUUUACAGACAGACAGUCCUUUGCUGAUUACUGGGAGGACUGGGGACCUUGGGGUGAUUGUAGCCGUAGCUGUGGCAGUGGGGUGACCACAAGGAUGCGCAGAUGUGUCACCCAGAGGACGGAUGGAGGAAACAACUGUGUCGGGCCUUCCAGGUCUUACCGUUCCUGCAACAUCCAGGACUGUCCAGAGGGGUCCCGGGAUUUCCGAGAGGAGCAGUGCUCACAGUUUGAUGGGAUGGACUUCCAAGGGAAGCAGCACAAGUGGCUGCCAUACUAUGGAGCGGAGAACCCAUGUGAGCUGAACUGCAUCCCCAAAGGAGAGAACUACUACUACCGCCAUCGCGCAGCCGUGGUGGACGGCACGCCCUGCUACCCAGGGCGCCGGGACAUCUGCGUGGAGGGGGUCUGCAAGAGUCUGGGCUGCGACAACAUGCUGGAGUCACCCCAGCAGGAGGACCCCUGCCUGCAGUGUGGGGGGAACGGCCAGUCCUGCUACCUGGUCAGGAACACCUUCUCCAUGCCCAGCUUGCCCAAAGGAUACAAUCAGAUGUUUAUUAUCCCUGUGGGGGCCACCACCAUCAGUAUCCGAGAGAUGGUUGCCACUCGCAACUACCUGGCCAUUAAGAAUCUGCGUGGUGAGUACUAUCUGAACGGGCACUGGGUCAUCGACUACUCACGUGCCACCCCCAUCGCCGGCACCACGCUGUACUACCAAAGAGGCGCAGAGGGAGACAUGGCCCCUGAAACCAUCACGGGCCGAGGUCCCACAACUGAACCCCUGAUUAUUGAGCUUAUCAGCCAGGAGGCGAACCAGGGAGUGGAGUAUGAGUACUACCUGCCACACAAUCGUCCCACUGAAGGCUAUUUCUGGAGCUAUGGCUCAUGGUCCCAAUGCAGCAAGGAAUGUGGAUCAGGGUACCAGUCGCGUCUGGUCUUCUGCGCCAUUGACAAUGAGGCCUAUCCAGAUUACCUGUGUGCCAGCCUGCCACGCCCUCACAGCAACCGCACCUGCAACACACAGCCUUGUCCACAGACUCGCAGGAUGGCGUACCUCUACCAGCCGCAAUUGUGGAGGCCCUUGGAAAGGCCAAGAACGUUUGUGUACAGCUGGAAGAUGGGGGAGUGGAGCGCCUGUUCCACCUCGUGCGGGGGCGGCUCCCAGACCCGCACCGUGCAGUGCCUGUCGCACGAAGCAGAGGGGGCCCGUGUCGUGGAGGACUCCGUCUGCGCCGCGUACGCCCCGCGCCCUCUCAGCCAGCAGGCCUGUAACCUACAGCAGUGCGCCCAGUACAGCGUCUCUGACUGGAGCCCCUGUUCUGUGACCUGCGGGGUGGGGGAGCAGACCCGUGAUGUGGUUUGCGUUGGGGCGGGAGGGGUGCGGCUCCAGGACUACGCGUGUGGCUCUGUGCCCCGCCCAGUUCACACACAGCCCUGCCAGAGACCUGCCUGCGUCCGCCGGAUUGCCUGGCACAUAGGCGACUGGGGACUGUGCUCCAAGAGCUGUGGCUCGGGCCUGCGAGAGCGCCAGGUGAUCUGUUCAGACAGGGAGCGGAACCUGUACGGGGCGGAGCGCUGUAACACCCACCCCAAACCCCCGACAGUGGAGGCCUGCAACACGCAACACUGCUACAUUCCACAGCUGGUGCCCAGCAUGCAGGAUCCAAGUGGACAUGACAACACCCUGCACGGUUUCCGGCCCUUCAUCCCCGACAAUGCUACAGUCCAAAGGCCUGGGGACCCACACCACUCAAACACACUCCACGACCCCUACAACCCUGUGCUGGGGCCACACUGCUCCCAGUCCUACUACGGCUGCUGCCCAGAUGGUCACACCCCUGCCAGUGGGUACCACGGUCAGGGCUGCCCCCAGGAGUCCUGCACACGAAGCAGGUACGGGUGCUGCCUGGACGGUGUGACUGUCGCUCAUGGUCCCAACAGGGCAGGGUGUCCGGAGCACAAUGUGCACACCAACACGGAUCAGUACCCGGCCCGGCCCGAUCCCAGCGAGCAGUGCCGCUACACGCUCUAUGGGUGCUGCGAGGACCGGGUGACUCCAGCCACCGGACCUCACAGACAGGGCUGCUACCCGACUACCAGCGUUCAAAGGCCGGCCUGUUCCCAGCCGCACACCCCUGGCCCAUGCAGCGACUGGACGGCGCGCUACUACUACGACCCAGCCACCCGCGACUGCGUCCACUUCUGGUAUGGGGGUUGCCAGGGCAACCAGAACAACUUCCUGACCAAGGAGGAGUGCCAGAGGGACUGCCACGGCGUGGGCUGGACCCAGCCGCACACGGUGCAGGUGUCAGAGAGGAAGGAGGCCAGGCCCGGCCGCGAGCGGGACAUGAGGAGGGUGUUCACGGUGUACCGGGCUUCCUCCUCCUCCUCCGCCUCCCGCAACAGGCAGAGCACCAGCGCGGCGGCCCAGGCCCACAAGGCCAGGGUUCAGUACCACCCGCGCCGCCCCACCCCCGUCCAAGUCCAGCACACCUACCCCACAGAGAGCAGCGGAGUGAGCAUCGAUCAGUCGGAUCCUUCCACGGUGGAGGGCCGUGUGGGGCAGACGGUAGUGCUGCCGUGCAGGGUCACCCCGCCCCCGUCCUCCACUGUCAUCGUGGAGUGGAGGAGGGAUGGAAUUCAGCUCUCCCCAGACCGGCACCGUCAGCAACCAAAUGGCUCUCUGCUUGUGGGGCCUCUGAGCCUCCAGGACUCAGGCUGGCUGCUUUGUGUGGCCACAAGAGACCAAGAGAGAGAUCACCGCUACAUAUACCUGUCUGUCUCAGAGGGGCCAUCCCAGACUGCUCAGAACCCAACCACCUACCAGGGAAGUUCUGAUGGUCCAAGUACAGGAGGCAAUAAUCCAUCCAUCCCUCAGGUUACCCCAAGCUUUAAGAUUGACCGCACCGGCUCCUCAUUGGUGGAGCGGCGGGUGGGACAGACAGCCAGACUGCCCUGCAGGAUCAACCCCCCUUCAGCCUUAGCAUCUGUCAGCAUUGAGUGGACCAAGAGCGGACGCCCCCUGAACUCCCUCAGACAUUCCCAGCAGUCAGAUGGUUCACUGGUUAUUGGUCAGCUCACCUCUGAGGACUCCGGCUUCUACACCUGCACAGCCUCAAUUCACAACCAGAGGGAUCAGAGGCAGUUACAGCUCAAAGUACUUGGGGACUUGCGGAUCACUACGGCCCCCAAUAACGUGCAGGUGUCUCAGGGCAGCACAGCCCAGCUCCCCUGUGUGGUGUCGGGGGAAAACGUCAAUGUUGGCUGGUCUAGAAAUGGCGUGCCGGUGCGGCCGGACGGCAGGCAUGUUCAGGUUUCAGUGGAUGGGAGUCUGAUCCUGAACAACGUGCAGCCGGCGGAUGAGGGCUCCUACACCUGCAACGCGUACACCGGCACCUACUCCGUCAGCGCCACCGCCGAGGUCCGCAUCAGCAAGGCCUCGCAGAUAGCACCUCAGCCUGCUGUGCCCUCGGAAUGUGUGGACCAGCCGGACCUGGCGAACUGCGAUCUGAUCGUGUACGCCCGCCUGUGCACCAACCAGUACUACUCCAGCUUCUGCUGUGCCAGCUGUGCCCGGUAUGCACAGGGGGUGGAGGGCCCCGGCCAGCUGUGGUAGAGCUGGGAGGGGUGAGGCCGUUUCGGAAGGAUGGGGAUCGCUGCUGACGGGCAGGAGCAACGACUGUUCACCCCCCCCCAGAAAAAUAC